UCCAGGUAUCCUCCUGGCCAGCUUUGAUGCCAUCCUGCCUACCCUGCCUUCUCGCCAGUCCUGCAGUCUUCACUUCAUCUACUGUGCAAGGAAUGGUGAUUCUGUGAGAGAACUGCCUUUUGAUUACCUGUCUCCUGCUAUUGCUUGCUGCUCCUGGCCAGUGAUGAGCCAUUCAGCUGGACUGGGAUUUACCGUGAAGAAGGGAGAGGCAGAAUAUGAAUUGUAGACAUCCUGUCACGUUCCUCACAUACUGUUUUUACUGUAUCUGUAUAUAAACCUGCUAGUAUCAAGCACACACGCUCUCUUAAACCUACAUUGGUAUUCACAGACUUGCUAUUGUGUAAGAGGACUGGUAUUUUUCCCCACUAUGGCUUCAGUUUGGAAAAGGCUGCAGCGUGUUGGGAAACAUGCAUCUAAGUUCCAGUUUGUGGCCUCUUACCAGGAACUGAUGGUUGAGUGCACCAAAAAAUGGCAGCCAGAUAAACUAGUGGUGGUUUGGACAAGAAGAAGCAGAAGAAAAUCCUCUAAGGCUCACAGCUGGCAGCCUGGAAUCAAGAACCCAUACCGCGGGGUGGUGGUAUGGCCUGUACCUGAAAAUGUUGAAAUUACUGUGACUCUCUUCAAGGAUCCCCACGCGGAAGAGUUUGAAGACAAAGAAUGGAUGUUUGUCAUAGAGAAUGAAUCUCCUUCUGGACGUAGAAAAGCACUUGCCACCAGCAGCAUCAACAUGAAGCAAUAUGCCAGCCCCAUGCCUACACAGACAGAUGUCAGGUUAAAAUUCAAGCCUUUGUCUAAGAAGGUGGUAUCUGCCACACUCCAGUUCUCGUUAUCUUGUAUUUUCCUGAGGGAAGGAAAAGCCACGGAUGAAGACAUGCAAAGCCUGGCUAGUUUGAUGAGUAUGAAACAAGCUGAUAUUGGUAAUCUAGAUGAUUUUGAGGAAGACAAUGAAGAAGAUGAAGAAAACAGAGUGAAUCAAGAGGAAAAGGCUGCAAAAAUUACAGAAAUUGUAAACCAGUUGAAUGCUCUGAGCAGCUUAGAUGAAGAUCAAGAUGACUGCAUAAAGCGAGCAAAUAUGCCUUCAGCUAAAUCAGCCAGUUCCUCUGAAGAGCUUAUCAAUAAGCUUAAUUUUCUGGAUGAAGGGGAGCAAGACCUGGCCAACUCCAGCACAAACCCUUUUGGUGAUCCUGAUGCAGCAGAAUUGAAUCCAUUUGGAGACCCCGAUGUAGAAGAGCUGCACCCUGAAAUAGCUUCGUCUUCAAAACCAGAAGAAAGUUUCUAUGCGGACAGUUACAAUCCCUUCAAGGAUGAAGAUGCCCCAGACUACUUAAACCCAUUUGAUGAGCCAGAUCACGUGUCUGAAGCACUUGGAAGUGCAAGAGAUUCUCCUCCACAACCUGCAAAAAGGAAAAACGUCAGGCCAGUGGAUAUGAGCAAAUACCUCUAUGCAGAUACCUCUAAAGCCGAAGAGGAAGAGCUAGAUGAAUCAAAUCCAUUUUAUGAACCAAAACCAAGCCCUGCUUUAAUUAAAGUUGCUCUGCUGCAAGAACCAGAAAAGAAGAUGAAAAGAAAGGCUCCUGAACCCCCAAACCUCUUGCCAAAGACAGAGAUGGGCAUGGGUGACAACGUGUCAGCUAUUCCUGCAUCAAGGGAGCUUUCCUCCUCUCCUAAGCCAAGCCCGAUACCAAGUCCUGUUUUGGGGAGAAAGCCAAACGCUAGUCAGUCAUUGCUCGUGUGGUGCAAGGAAGUUACAAAAAACUAUAGGGGAGUGAAAAUCACCAACUUUACUACGUCGUGGAGGAAUGGUUUAUCCUUUUGUGCAAUAUUACAUCACUUUAGACCAGACCUAAUUGACUACAAGUCCCUGAAUCCUCAAGAUAUUAAAGAGAACAACAAAAAGGCAUACGACGGGUUUGCCAGUUUAGGAAUAUCACGAUUGCUGGAACCUUCUGACAUGGUUUUGUUGGCGAUACCCGACAAACUGACUGUUAUGACCUAUCUCUAUCAGAUAAGGGCCCAUUUCUGUGGCCAGGAAUUGAACGUGGUUCAGAUAGAGGAGAACAGUAGUAAAAGCACAUACAAAGUGGGUAACUAUGAAACGGACACAAACAGUUCUGUCGACCAGGAAAAGUUCUACGCAGAGCUGAAUGACCUGAACCGGGAGCCCGAACUGCAGCCGCCGGACGGUGGCUUGGCAGACUUUGCUUCUCAGGAUGACUCCGUGUUUGUAAAUGACAGUGGUGUUGGAGAAUCUGAGAGCGAGCAUCAGACUCCUGAUGACCAUUUAAGCCCGAGCACAGCUUCCCCUUCUUCUCGCAGGACUCGAAGUGACACAGAUCCACAGAAAUCCCAGCAGAGCUCUGGAAGGACUUCUGCGUCUGAAGAAAUUGGGAAGUGUAGCAGUACAGACACAACACAAGUGCAGCCUACAUUGGGAAGGAAAAAAUUGCUGAUAACUGACACUUUAGAAUUCAGUGACUUAGCACAUGUCAGUGAUCAAAAAGAGGAUACGUCUCCCACAGUUGCUUGUGAAGAUAACAACAAGAAGAGACACCAGAGUUUAGACAGUACUACUGGUUUCUCAGAACAAGAAAAGCUGGGAUGUAUUGGAUCCACAGAGAGCACAAGAGCAGAUCCUGGUUCACCUGUCACAAAACCGAGUUUAUCUCCGACUUCUAAGCCUGGAUACUCCUAUAAUAUGGAUACAGAUCUUACAAAGAAACCACAUGCUUCUCCAAGGCAAACAGAAUCUGAUUCUGACAGUGAUGCCAGAACAGCUUUAAGUCAUGCAGAUCAAACUGCAAAAACAGCCCAGCAACGUAUGUUGUCAAGACAGGAAGAACUUAAAGAACGAGCAAGAGUUCUGCUUGAGCAAGCAAGAAGAGAUGCAGCAUUAAAGGCAGGGAAUAAGCAACUAAGCAAUACGCUCAUCCCAGCCCGCAAUAAGCAGCUGAACGAUCAGCAAGAUGAAGAGCGGCGUCGGCAGCUGAGAGAGAGAGCUCGUCAGCUAAUAGCAGAAGCUCGAUCUGGAGUGAAGAUGUCAGAACUUCCCAGCUACAGUGAAAUGGCUGCAGAAAAGUUGAAAGAAAGGUCAAAGGCAUCUGGAGAUGAGGAUGAGGAUGAUGAUAAUAUUGAGAUAGAUACUAAUGAGGAGGUUCCUGAAUGCUCUGUUACUGAAGGUGGAGAUGAACUUACUAACCUAGAAAAUGACCUUGAUUCAACGGCAGAACAAAACAGUAAGUUGAUGGAUUUGAAGCUGAAGAAGCUCCUAGAAGCUCAGCCACAGGUGGCAAAUUCACUCUCCAGUGCUGCUCAGAAAACUGUAACAGAUAGCUCAGAGCAAGACAUUAAGCAGAAUGGAACAGAGGAACAUCGUGCUGAGCGAUCACAAAAAGCAGCAGAACGGUUUAGAAAUCCCGUUGUGUUCAGCAAGGACUCGACUGUCAGGAAAACUCAGCUCCAGUCUUUCAGUCAAUAUGUGGAGAGCAGACCAGAGAUGAAAAGGCAGAGAUCAAUACAGGAAGAUACAAAGAGAGGAAAUGAGGAGAAGGCUGCGAUAGCUGAGACUCAGAGGAAGCCAUCAGAAGAUGAAGUGCUUAAUAAAGGGUUCAAAGACACCAGUCAGUAUGUUGUAGGAGAAUUGGCAGCACUAGAGAAUGAGCAAAAGCAAAUUGACACCCGUGCCGCGCUGGUGGAGAAGCGCCUUCGCUAUCUCAUGGACACAGGAAGAAACACAGAAGAAGAAGAAGCUAUGAUGCAGGAAUGGUUCAUGCUGGUUAACAAGAAGAAUGCCUUAAUAAGAAGAAUGAAUCAGCUUUCUCUUCUGGAAAAAGAACAUGACCUAGAAAGGCGCUACGAGCUGCUGAACCGGGAGCUAAGAGCAAUGCUUGCCAUUGAAGGUAAGAGCAGUGCUGGGUGCUGAGGGGGGGAAAUGCUC
Messenger RNA from Manacus vitellinus (golden-collared manakin), 3934 nucleotides. RefSeq names its product EH domain binding protein 1 (gene EHBP1). The coding region runs from base 368 to 3919 and encodes 1183 amino acids. NCBI's taxonomy places the organism in Eukaryota, Metazoa, Chordata, Aves, Passeriformes, Pipridae. The transcript is spliced from 23 exons. The record is from RefSeq and is a predicted model, not a curated record. Gene Ontology annotation, molecular function: protein binding.